Messenger RNA from Prorocentrum cordatum, 4584 nucleotides. The record is from the annotation of a GenBank genome assembly. NCBI's taxonomy places the organism in Eukaryota, Dinophyceae, Prorocentrales, Prorocentraceae.
AUGCCCGCCUCCGGCGGGCCCACUGCGCUGCCGGCCUUGUGCGUGGCGCUGAUAGCUGGUCUGGACUGGCGAGCGAGCCCCCUUCGGCCUGGACCCGUGCCACCGAGUGAGGCUCUGGUGUGGCCCUCGCGGCGAGAGGAGGUUGUCGAGCGGGUGGGUCCGCACUUCUACUGGGUCCUCUCGCCCGACGGCUACUGGUGGAAGGAGCUGCUCUCGGGGGCCUCACUGACCGACGGCCCUUCGGACGACGAGCGCAUCGCCGACGGGGGUGCAUCGCCUGCUGAUGGCCGGAAGCUGUGCAGCUUCGGCGAGCGGCCGACCCCUACUCGGCUCGUGGAGCUGGCCGACGGGUGCCGACUGGCGAUGGAGGCUCGCGGGCAGGCGGCUGCCGGGGGGCCCGCCCACGUGGAGCUCGCCUUUGGCAUGCUGCUGGAUGGCGGGGAGGUGUUCCCGUGGGCCGCGCCGCCGUGCCCGUCGCACCGACUCCACGGGAAGCAGGGGCACGUCUGGGCGCUGACCGAGCCAGUGGUCGACCUGGACAUCGGCGCGAUCACGGACCCGUCGAACGAGACGCUCAUUGGCGCUGGAUUGGGUGCCCCCGGGCUUCGUCGCGGACGGGCGUUUCGUCUGGAGCUGGUGCCGCGGGACGACGUGGCAGGCUGGGCGUCACGCCGUGUGGCCGAGCUGGGCCGUCUCCUGGAGGUGGCAGUUCCCGUGGCGACGCUCGGCUCCUCUCCCCCGGGCGGUGUCCUGGAUGGCGCCGCUGCCAGCGGCGCUGAGGGCGCUCCCGCCCGGGAUGGCGUUCCGUCGACUGUUGCUUUGGCUGACGCCGCUCGAGAUGACACUCGCAUGUUCUGGAUCGAGUGGGACGGCCAAGGGGAGCGGUACAAGGAGUUCAGAGAGGCCGCGAACGAGUCGGCUAACCUGGGGGGGCUCGCCCGCCUUGUGGUGGCCGAGCGCCGGCUCAACGUGACCGUGGACGCCUACAAGUGCGCUGGUGCCCCCUCGUUCGCCACCGCCAAGUACUUGGCUCCGCUGGGCGAGUCGGACGAGUCGACGGCGCCGCCGCCGAGGAGCCACGUGGCCCGCCACAUGAAGGAGGACUGUGAGGUCGAGCAGUCCGUGAGGAAGGCCGAGGCUGCGGAUGCUCGUGUGACGUCGGGAUCUGCUGCAACCCAGCCGGGCGCUGAGGGUGCCACCACAAGGAUCGGCGGUGGGGACAGGGGGCGAGUCAUGACCGAGAAGGCGCAGCCGGGGGAAUGGGCCCCCCCCGGCUGGUACCACAAUCUGGCCCGCGCCUCGCCGCUGCCGCCGUCCGAUUUUGAGAGAGACCUGUUCCCCGUGCCGAUGAUGGCUGCGCCGGGCGGCUCCGCCCGUGGGCGCAGGUCGCAGCACAGGACUCGCGCUCGGCAGCACGAGGUGGAAUUGGUGAGUCGCGCCCUCCGCAGCUUGAACUGGUUGGCCGGCUUCAAGGGCGCGGCCGCUUCACCGAGUCCGGGCGCAACGACCCUGGACAAGCAUGCAGCCCUUCAGCAACACUUGCUUCGUGAAGCUCUUCGGCGACAGGCCGCAGCUCCGCAGGUGAUGCCGAAGGCGGAGGCAGCCCUGAGGGAACUGCUCCGGGGGCAGUCCGUGUACGAGACGGACUUGGCCCCAAGGAACCUCGUCUCCUACCUGCCCGGCAUGGUCUCACUUCCCGACAGCGUGCUGGACUGCCGCUUCAUUGAGGAUAUCGUGAGCCCUCGGUGCCGCUCGUUCUUGGAGGAGAACCACAAGCGUAUGAGGUUGGAGCCGGAGUCAGUCAACUUCGACAGCAUGCCGCGGCUAUACAUGGACCCGGCGCUGAAGAGGAACCCCAAAUCCUACUGUGCCUUUCUGCGAGAUCUUGCUGGCCGCGGACUUCUUGGUGUAACAGCCAGGCCCGCCGAGUCGGUGGGCCUGUUUUUCGUAGCUGAAACGAACGGGGCACAGCGUAUGAUAAUUGAUGCGAGGCGGAGCAACGGCCACUUCAGAGCUCCGCCAGGCGUGCAGCUUCUCAGCAGUGAGGGUUUCGGCCGGAUCGAGAUCGAGUUGCCGCCUGGUGUUCUGCCCUCGUCAGUUGAGGGGCAGCGGCUCCUGGGUGCCUUCGCCGUCUACGUGGCCACCACCGACGUGAAGGACUGCUUCUACCGGAUGCGCGUGCGCGAGGGCCUCGGCCGCUACUUCUGCCUGCCCGCCGUCCCCAAGUACGUGUUCGACGGCCUGCAGGUGGCCGGCGUCCCAGCGGAGACCCCGCCAGACGCUCCCGUGCGGCCCUACUUGGCCGUGCUGCCGAUGGGGUUCACGUGGUCGUUGUACCUGGCCCAGGCCGCGAAUGAGGACAGGGUGUGCCGAAGCCCCAGCCUGUGCAAGGCGAUGCCGGCCGGCAGGCAGCAGCCCCUGAUUCAGGACCAGGCCGAAGCCUUCGUGCUUCGCGCCGCCUCGCGCGGGGUCGGGGGCGCCUACGUGCACAGGAUGGUGUCAGAAUGGAGCGCUCUUUUCGAGCCGGUCGGGCUGGCGCUCCACAAGUCAGAGUCCCACGGGGGCGCUGGUGAGGCUCUCGGCACCGAGCUUGACGGCGUCCGCCUUCGCUCGGGGAUCACCUCGAGCCGGUUUUGGAAGCUCGAGCGAGGCUUAACUGGCCUUCUCGCUCGGGGGCGUUGCAGCGGCCAGGCGCUUGAAAAAGUAAUCGGGCAUUGCACGUUUUGCGGCCUGGCGGCUCGUGGGUCCCUGUCUAUCUUCCACACCGUCUAUAUGUUCAUUUCGGUUCAGUAUCUCGACGUGGGCCCGAUGUGGCCAAAAGUGGUCGAAGAGCUCGUAGCUUUUAGAGGGGUCCUUUUGCUUCUGGGCCGCGACUGGUGGCUGCCAUGGAACCCUUGCGUUUUAGAAACCGACGCCAGCCUAGCGGGCUGGGCGAUGGCCCAAAGCUUCUGGGACCCAGCUCAGGUCGCCGGCGUCGGUCGUGUCAGCGAGCGCUCCCGUUUCAAGCGUGUCGGUGCUCACUCCGCUCGGGAAUCCGCACUCACCUCCGCCCACCUCUUCCGUGACGAGUCAGGCGAGUGGAGAAGCCAGCUUCUAGGAGACGAUCUUCUUUCAGACGACUGGGAGGUCGUUGCGGAUGUUCCCGAAGUCCCUUGGCAGCUCCUCCGGGGCUCGGCCUGGAAAACCGUCCGGAAGGGGGUUUGGGGCCUUAGCGAGGGUAUUCUGGUGCUGGAGGCCCGGGCCUUGGUGAAGGCCAUCCGUAGGCUCGCCAGGGCCAGACACGGGUCUUGCAUCAGACAGCUUUUCUUGUGUGACAAUAUGGCCGUGGUCCUAGCUUUUGUCCGCUCGAGGAGUCAGGACUUCAAGCUUUUGGUCCAGAUUCGGCGCUUCAACGCUUACGCUCUUGCCCUUGGCAUCGCCCCAUAUUUUAGAUGGAUCCCUUCGGAGUUUAACCAGAGCGAUGCCGGGAGCCGCGAUCACUCGGAAGAGUCUGUCCCGACGGAUGUGUGCUCGGGCGCUGCAGCCGACGUGGGCCCCAGUGCGGGCGAUCUCUCCAGGACCGCUACGUGUUCGGCCGAGACCUGGCGCCCGCCCGCCGCCUUGCCCGAGUGCUCCGCUGACGGCGAGGGCGAGGGCGAGAGUGCUGACGGGGCCCCAGAGAGCGACGGAGGCACGUGGCCCCAGAGCCCGCCUCGGCGUGCCGACGGGGGUCCACGGCGCCCGACCAACCAGGACACGCUUGGAGCGCCGCCCCUGCCAGCCGCCGGCGACCUCGCUCCCGCGGCCUCCGCUGGCGACGACGAGGCGGGCGCCGAGGGAGAAGGCGAGUCGAACGGGUCCGACAUCGUGGUGAACCAUGCGACGGCGGCUUCGAGGAGAUCUCGCCGCCUCCAGGACUCCCGGCGCCAACGCCAAGCGGCCCUCCACACGGACAUGAUCAUGCAGGCCGUUGUCGGGGGGCCCACGUUGCUGGCGGUGACCCGCCGGGCGAGGGAGCGCUACGCCCAGUAUCUCGAUCGUUCUUACUCGCAUGCCGACCCGACCAACGACAAGCUCGUGAGGAGCACGAACGAGGCCGUGGACUGCUGGGCGUGCGACUACUUCAACGCGAUGUACCUGUCUGGGGAGCAGAUCAGCCUGGGCGACCAGACUGGAACUGCCCGGGUGGACCGGCGCCCAGCUUUCGGCCAGCGGGGCGGGGGGGCCCCGCCGCGGACGUGGCAAGCAUUGGAGGCGUGGAGACGACGGGCGCCCUCGCGGACCCGCCGAGCACUGCCGUUCGCCGUGCAGCCGCCGGGGGUGUGGCUGCUGGCGGACAAGGGCCUCCCGCUCAUGGCUCUGUUCUUAGCGGGGCCAGGUCCUCUAUUCCCCGAGCCCGGAGGGAGCGGAGACCGGCCGAUGCUGUGGCCUUUCGCGUACCUAGAGCUUUCAAAGGCGGUGCAGCUGGCGGCGGCCGAGGACGGGGUCGACAGGCUGACGCUGUGCCACCUUCGCCGCUCAGGCGCGAUCAUCGACGCCAGCAGACUCUCGCGCGCCCUAGAGGAGAUGCGGAUGCGGACCUGGCAGUCGCUCGUGCCAAGCUAA